Racocetra persica is the source of this 2208-nucleotide messenger RNA. The record is from the annotation of a GenBank genome assembly. NCBI's taxonomy places the organism in Eukaryota, Fungi, Glomeromycota, Glomeromycetes, Diversisporales, Gigasporaceae.
AAUUUGAAGAUGGAAAUAUUAUUUUUGGAAAUGAUGAUAGCUCAGAUUUUAUAACGUUUGAGAUAAACAACAACGAAUCGAAUCAAUCUAUUGUACAUAAUCAAAUCGCACCUUUUCCUAAUCCUUAUACACUUUCCUAUAAGCUAAUAAAUAACCAACAGGAUUUGGUAUUAAUUAAUGUGGAAAAAAUUGAAAUUUGGAUAAGAGAUAAAAAUUCAAUUAAUGGAAUUAAUCUUCGAUACCAAUGGAAUAAUGUUGAGUGGGAAGAUACUUAUAGAAAAUUCAAAGAAGAAAAUCUUGAUUUCAAUAAAGAUUUUAUUACUCAACACUAUACACAACUAUUUAACAAGAUUUUAAAUAAUGAAUUUAGUGAUUCAAAUUCCUCAAUACCAUUAACAAGAUUUAUACCAACAGAAUCUAAUAAUGAUUUUCGUAACAUUCCAUUAGUUAAUGAUAUUAUAAAUGAUACGAAAGCAUUGUCAAAAUUUAUAUCCGAAACAUCAAGUGAGAAAGCUGAUUAUCGACGAAUGAAACAAAUAGUCCCACGUAUUAUAAAGGAUGCAGAUAAGUUUUCAAAUUUUGGGUUAGAAAUUUUAAAAGUAGCGAUUGACAAAAAAUAUGAUGAUAUUAUUCAACAAGUUAUUGAUGAAAUUAUUAAAUCAACUCUGAUUGAUUCAAAAAAUAAUGAUUACAUGAGAUUGUUGAACCCUUUACAAACUAAUUGUAGUUACAUGAUGACAUUGUUGCCUUUUAUUAGUUUAAAUUUUUUAGAAUUAUGUAAGAUUUAUCCUGAUUUCAUAAUCAAAUAUAUCUCAUACACAUCAAUUAUAUUAUCGCCUUAUUGCGAUUCCUUUGUUAAUUCAACAAAUACUUCGCUUUAUUCAUACAAAGAUAUUUGUAUUAAAAAAUCAAAUUCAAUUAAUGGUUACUUUAAAUCAAUAUCAUCAUCAUUCAAAAGUUUAACUCAAAAUUUAAAGAAUCAGGAAGAAAUCCCAACAAUCAGUUUUAUUGUUCCAUUUCCUAAAAUAAGUGUAUAUAGAGACGAGACUGAAAAUAAUCAUAAAGAUGGUCACAAGGAUGAUAGCAAAAAAAAAGAUCAGGCGACUAAUAAUAAUUAUAUCGAUCCUCCAAUUAAUAUUUGGAAUAAAUUUUUAUAUGUACCAAAAUCUAUUCUCUUUUGUAAUAUUGAUAGCAACAAGUUUUACAAUUGGUGGAAUUUUGUUGCAAUUAUAGAUUUUAAAUGGAGAACUUUUGGAUGGAUUUAUUAUUACUUGAUUUGGUUUUUGUACACAGUAUUUUAUAUUUGUUAUUCAUUAGCUUCUAUGUUAGAAUCAAAUUCUAUCACUGAUAUUCAACGCCAAUCACUUUUUAUAAUUACAAUAAUAUUUGGUAUCAAAUUUUUUAUUGCUGAAAUUCUACAAUAUAUCUGGAUACGAAAGAAUUAUUUUACUGAUCUGUGGAAUUUUUUUGCAUUUCAUUUUAUUUUAAGAUCAACCAACAAUAACGAUAAUAAUCCAUGGAAUCUUGCAUCAAGAUAUUAUUUUGCUAAUUCAAAUGAAAUUAUAAAUAAUACUACAUUAGUUCAGCCUCCUAAUUCAAAUACAAAUCUAUUUGAUCGGUUCUCUACUUCACUGUUUGCUGUAUAUAAAAUGAUCACUGGUGAUUAUGGAGCUUUGUCAUCAUGGACCUAUCAAGAAAAUCCCUUAAUGUCACUUUUAUUAGUUACCUUUACAAUUUUCACAGUAAUUUAUCUUUUGAAUUUAUUUAUUGGAUUGCUAAACAUAGCAAUUGGCAAAUAUAAUAAAGAGGAAGAAUAUUUACUUCAAAAAGCACGGAUUAUUAUGGAAAUUGAAUUACUUUACAUGCUUCCAAGUUUGAAACAUAAUAAAGAAUGGUUUCCAGAUUGGAUUUAUUAUGAUAUGCCUGUUACUAAAAUUCGUAACCUAUUUAAUGCAAUUGAGAAUGAUAAAACCAUAUUUAAUUAUAAUUCUCCAGCCAUUAGCGCAGAUUUAAGAGAUUUAGUAGAACUUAAAGAUAAAAUUAAUGAAGCUCAAAAGAACAAUCAAAUUGACGAUCUUAAACAACAAAUGAAUCAAUUUCAACAGCAACUUGGUGCAAUAAUUCAGCAAAUGAAUCAACAAAUAGCUACAACAAAUCAGCAAUUAGGUGUGUUAACUCAACAAAUUGGUAUAGCAAAUCAGCAAAUUG